Molecule: messenger RNA, 4695 nt
Organism: Micropterus dolomieu (smallmouth bass)
Lineage: Eukaryota; Metazoa; Chordata; Actinopteri; Centrarchiformes; Centrarchidae
Gene: hdac6
Product: histone deacetylase 6
Exons: 29
Coding region: 128-3418 (1096 amino acids)
Biological process (GO): chromatin organization
Cellular component (GO): histone deacetylase complex
Molecular function (GO): histone deacetylase activity; zinc ion binding
Source: RefSeq, a predicted model, not a curated record
GACCGGGACCCGCGGGCGCUGAGGUUCCUGUCCCGGACAGGGACCUGCCAGACAGUUACCUGUUUAACGUUGUGUUGGAGACAAACAUCGCGAUGACACGAUGAAAACACGCUAAGGUGGAUCAGAGAUGCAGUCUGGAUCGGAUCCUCCAGGAUCUGGACCGAAGUCCGUCAGGAGAUCUCCUCGUCUUUCUCCUCAGUGCAGCGGCAGCAGCAAAGGAAAGGAGGAGAGGAAAGGAGGAACUAGUCUGCAGGAGGUGAAGAGGAGAGGAAGGAUGGAGAGGAGCGGCGAGGAAGAGGAGGAGCUGAGCAGCAGUCUGCAGACGAUGGAUCUGUCCUGCAGGUCUGCAGCCACGGGAACGGGUCUGGUUUACUCCGAGAUCUUCACUCGUCAUAAGAACCUGUGGGAGUCCAGUCACCCGGAGAGUCCAGAGCGAGUGGCGUCCAUCAUGGAGGAGCUGGAGCGCCAGGAGCUGCUGUCUCACUGCGUCAGGGUGGAGCCCAGAGAAGCUACAGAGGAAGAGCUGCUGCUCGCUCACAUGAAACAUUAUGUGGAUCUGAUGAAGUCGACUCAGACGAUGACGGAGAAUGAACUAAAGACUCUGUCUGAGAAAUACGACUCUGUUUACUUCCAUCCUGAGUCCUUCCAGGUGUGUGUGUCGGCGGUGGGUUCGGUCCUGCAGCUGGUCGAUCGGGUCAUGACCUCUGAACUCAGGAACGGAUUUGCUGUCAUCAGGCCUCCAGGUCAUCACGCUCAGUCGAACGAGUCGAACGGUUUCUGUAUUUUCAACAACGUGGCGAUCGCAGCUCGUUACGCUCGGACCAGACACUCGGCCAGCAGGGUGCUGAUCGUGGACUGGGACGUUCAUCACGGUCAGGGGAUCCAGUACCUGUUCCAGGAGGACCCCAGCGUCCUGUACUUCAGCGUCCACAGGUACGAGAGCGGGUCCUUCUGGCCCCACCUCCCAGAGUCUGACAGUCAUUUUGUCGGCAGCGGACGAGGUGAAGGCCGAACCAUCAACCUGCCCUGGAACAAGACGGGGAUGACAGACGCUGAUUACAUCGCCGCUUUCCAACAACUGCUGCUGCCUGUAGCCCACGAGUUUCAGCCUCAGCUGGUCCUGGUCUCCGCUGGGUUUGAUGCUGCGGUCGGAGAUCAGAAGGGGGAGAUGUGUGUGAGUCCUCAGUGUUUCCACGUCCUGACCCACAUGCUGAUGAGUUUGGCAGAAGGUCGACUCGUCCUCGCCCUCGAGGGAGGUUAUAACCUGCAGGCGACAGCAGAGGGCGUUGCAGCCUGUGUCAGAGCUCUCCUGGGUGGAGCCUGCCCGCCUCUGACUCCGCCCACCGCCCCGUCUGACAGCGCUCUGCAGUCCAUCUCUCAGACGCUGUCGGCUCUGUAUCCACACUGGGCCUCUCUGCAGAUACUGGAAGGCUUCCCAUUGGCCGGCGGAAGUGUAAUCAGAGCGACAACCAACGAGCGGAGCCCUUCCACCUCUGUUGCCACGACAACAGGUCUGGUUUAUGAUGAGAGGAUGAUGGAGCACCUGAACCUGUGGGACAGACAUCACCCCGAGCAGCCUCAGAGGAUCUUUAAAAUCUUCUCCAAACAUCAGCAGCUGGGAUUGGUCGAUCGUUGCCAACGGAUACCAGCUCGCUUAGCCACAGAGGAGGAGCUGUCCAGGUGUCACAGUGUGCAGCACAUUAACCAGAUGAAGGACACAGCAGAGAUGAAGCCCAGAGAUCUGCACAUACUGGCAAACGACUUCAACUCCAUCUUCCUCAACAACCAGAGCUUCCAGUCCGCUCAGCUGGCUGCAGGAGGCUGCUUCAACGCUGUGGAGAGGAUCCUGACAGGACAGGUGAGUAACGGCGUGGCGAUCGUUCGUCCUCCUGGUCAUCACGCUGAGGCAGAUUCUCCCUGUGGUUUCUGUUUAUUCAACACGGCAGCGCUCGCCGCUCGCCACGCCCAGCAAAUUACCCAAGAUGCACCGCUGCGAGUCCUCAUCCUGGACUGGGAUGUUCACCACGGCAACGGGACGCAGCACAUGUUCGAAGACGACGACAGCGUACUGUACAUCUCCCUCCAUCGCUACGACAACGGGAUGUUUUUCCCGUCUUCAGAGGACGCCGCCCCCAACAGGGUGGGCGUGUCAAAGGGGGCUGGGUUUAACGUCAACGUAGCGUGGAGCGGCGGGCGGAUGGGCGACUCCGACUACCUUGCCGCCUUUCACCGUGUUGUCAUGCCGAUCGCCACCGAGUUUAACCCCGGUCUGGUUCUGGUGUCGGCUGGGUUCGAUGCGGCUCGGGGGGAUCCGCUGGGUGGAUAUCAUGUGACCCCGGAGGGAUACGCCCACCUCACACACCUGCUGAUGUCACUGGCCGGAGGGCGGGUCCUGCUCAUACUAGAGGGAGGUUAUAACUUAUCGUCGAUCUCUGACUCCAUGGCGAUGUGCACCAGCGUGUUGCUAGGAGACCCUCCUCCCUCUUUGGUUACGCCCCUCCCCCCUCCUCAUCACAGCGCCGUGGCAACGAUCAACGAGGUCAUCCGACACCACGCCCCCUACUGGCGGUCCCUGAGGAUCCACAUCCCAGAGUCUGUCCGGGCGUCCGUGCCCGCCCUGAAGCAUCGUGGGAAACGUAGUUCUAAAGGAAAAGGCAGGAAAUCGGAGCAGAGCAGCACAGAGAAACCUCCGCUGCCCCCUACAGGACCGGAGGACAAAACGACGGAGCGCGGCCUGGAGCAGCUCACGCAGGGACUGGCCGGUUUGGAUAUCAGUCAAACCUCCGGCGGUCACACUCCCGCUACCUCCACUGCGGUGGGCGGGGCCAGGCCGAAGGUCCGCCUCAGCCCAGAGAAGGUCACCUGUGAAGGUGAAGUGAAGGCGGAGUCAGAGGAAGUGACGCCCGAGCAGAGCCAAUCAGCAGAGAGUACGCUGCCGCAGCCUCAAGCUGUUGCAGCGUCAGAGUCCGUUGCCCCCUCUGGUGGAGCGGGGGCGGAGCCAGAGGCUGAGGGAGCGUGUGGUUGGUCGAAGCCUCUGACGUCUCUGGAGCUGAAGUGUGGAGGACAGACGGACACUCCUCUGUACGUGGUGGACCCGCUGCCCUGGUGUCCUCACCUGGAUGCCGUUAAGCCCCUCCCCCCCUCAGGUAUAGAUGUCUUCCUGCCGUGUCAGGACUGCGGCUCUGACGCUGAGAACUGGACCUGUCUCACCUGCUACCAGGUGUUCUGUGGUCGGUAUGUUAAUGAGCACAUGGUGACUCACGGCGUUGUGUCUGAACACCCGAUGGUGCUGAGCUUCUCUGAUCUGUCCGUGUGGUGUUACCUGUGCGAGUCCUACAUUCACAACCAGACUCUGUUUGAAGCUAAAAACGCUGCUCACUGGGCAAAGUUUGGAGAAGAGAUCCCUCCGUGGAGCUAAGAGGAGGAAGAAGGAGGAGGAGGAGGAGAUAAAGAAGAUGAUGAGGGUGUGUAUCAUCCCUCACUAUGAUUGGACUUUUGAGUGCGUUUCCAUGAAUACCGCAGCCAGCAGCAGUGGUGCUUUGUGGGAAACGUAGUUGAACCCAGUGACGUCUACGGUGUCCCACAGUUUCCAAAAACAAACUCACAAGCAAAAAAAAAAAUACAAAGGAACAAAUGAAGAAUCAUUUUUUAUUUUUUAAACGGCUCAUCAUCUUCAUCCUCUUCAUCAUCAGUCACUUGUCAGCAGGUUGUCGGUUCACCAGCAGACUGAAACUCACCAAGAGGCCAUAACUCAAUAACUGAGGGUUUUAAUUUCUGUGAUGACACAAUAGAAGUCUUUCUGUCGUCUGCUGAUUCGCUCCUCAGUGUUUAAUAAAUCAAUCGUCCUGAAAACGGGUCACUUCCUGUUUCUCAGAGACGUUUUUCUUUCUUUGUAUCCUGAAACGAGAACGAAUCAAACACGUCGUGAAAAAAUUGAGACAUUUUAGAGUUUAAAAGACUUAAAACAAGUAGAAGAGAAUGAAAACGGUAAAAACUCAAGACGAGUUGAUUUUGAGUCAUAACGUUCUGUGAAGAAAAAAAAUGACUCAAAGAAAAAAAGCUUAUUCUGUUUCUUGUUAAAUGUGAAGAUUUAACUAUUUAAUCAUUUUGCGGGGAGCCGCCGAUCAACCAGCCAAUCACCAGCAAGCGGCCACUCAGAGUGGGGGCGUGGCCACAGUGAUGUAACCGCUUGGAGAGAGUCGCCACUAGAUUAUAAUCAAGUUAUGAUUUCAUGUUCAGAUAACAAAAUCUGCACUUUCUCUUUGUACCAGGAGCAGCUCGAGUGUUUCCUCUCCUGCAGAAUUACAACGUUCAUAACCGAGUUUCUGCUUUUACAUUUAAGUGCGUAGCUGCACACUGAAAGCUUUGUUUUUUAUUCUGCCACCUUUAAUUAGAAAAGUUUAAAACUCAGCAGUUUGAUGUUUCUGUGUUGGGGCUUCGUUUGGUUUACAGAUAGUGUUACGGUGGAGAUAAGAGGCGUUAUUUUAUUUUUUUCCUGCAACAGAUUCGACAGCUCUGACUCUGAUUGGUUGGUUAGUGUCAGAGGGGGCGGGACUCGAAGCAAAGCAGCUGUCCGUCAAAUGAGAGAUGUUGAAACUCUGGCAGGUAUUAAAAAAAACGCUGAUUCGAGGAAGUCUGUGUGCAAUAUUCUGUCUGUACGUGUUUUAUUAUAAUUAAAAACGUGGUUUGUAUGUA